AAAAGAAAAAGAAAAUCAGAAUCGCCUCCUGCCACAGUCCGCUUCGUGCAUUAAUCUCGAUUUUGAUGGCCGUGAGGGCUUCUCUGCAUCAAUUCACAAGCUACCAGGACCUCCAUCGCCACAAGCUCCUUUCUAUCCUUUCCAUUUCUUCCAAGUCUCUCCUCUUCUGUCCCUCUCCUCCUACUUCUCAGUCUCUCUCUCCGGUCAAUUUCCUCCGUCAGUUGGCUUCGAGCGCCCCACUUUCUAACGACCAAAGACAAGCCUUGAAGAAGUCGCUGUCUCAGCGUUCCCCGCCGCCUGACAUCCUGGCGCAGAAGAUCGGGAAAUCGAUUCGGCGCUCUGGCGCCCCCUCCAAGGCUAGGGUUUAUCCCGACGUCAACUUUAUCCGGCCCAAAGAGUAUUGGGACUACGAGGCCCUCACCGUUCAAUGGGGAGAACAGGAUAAUUACGAGGUGGUGAGGAAGGUUGGAAGGGGGAAAUACAGCGAGGUGUUUGAGGGCAUUCACGCCACCAAUAAUGAGAAAUGUAUUAUUAAGAUUCUUAAGCCUGUGAAGAAGAAGAAGAUUAAGAGGGAGAUUAAGAUACUGCAGAAUCUAUGUGGAGGGCCAAAUAUUGUGAAGUUGCUUGAUAUUGUCAGAGAUCAGCAAUCAAAGACUCCAAGUCUUAUAUUUGAAUAUGUCAAUAACACAGACUUCAAAGUACUGUACCCAACACUUUCGGACUAUGAUAUUCGGUACUACAUCUUUGAGCUUCUGAAGGCAUUGGAUUAUUGCCACUCACAAGGUAUUAUGCAUCGAGAUGUAAAGCCCCACAAUGUCAUGAUUGAUCAUGAACAACGGAAACUUCGUCUUAUAGAUUGGGGCCUUGCAGAGUUUUAUCAUCCUGGUCAAGAAUACAAUGUUCGUGUUGCUUCAAGAUAUUUUAAGGGUCCGGAGCUUCUUGUUGAUUUGCAAGACUAUGACUACUCUUUAGAUUUGUGGAGCCUUGGUUGUAUGUUUGCUGGAAUGAUAUUUCGCAAAGAGCCAUUCUUUUAUGGUCAUGAUAACAAUGAUCAGUUGGUCAAAAUAGCGAAGGUACUUGGGACAGAUGAAUUGAAUCCUUAUUUGAAUAAGUACCGUAUAGAGUUGGACCCGCAUCUUGCUGCCCUUGUUGGGAGGCAUAGCCGGAAACCAUGGUCAAAAUUCAUUAAUGUUGAUAAUCAACAUUUGGCCGUCCCUGAGGCUAUUGAUUUUGUGGACAAGUUGCUACGGUAUGAUCACCAAGAAAGGCCAACCGCAAAAGAAGCAAUGGCCCAUCCUUACUUCUACCCAAUUCGAAAUGCAGAAAGCAGCAGACCGCGAUCCUAGAUUUGAUUUUCAGAUGCUACAACAUCUGGCAUCUCCCUGUGCAUGCCAGGGCCAUCAUUUGCGAUAUGAAAUGUUUAACCUUUAUGCUGAAUUUUUGUCAUUUUUGACUGGAAACAAUCCCAGUUCAAUUUGAUUUUAUCAGAGUGAGAUGUUAUUGUUUUAAGUGCUUGACAACGUACAGAUGUGGACCUAAGCAAGAUGGAACUUCCAUCAGUCAAUAGGUAAUGUAGCCAUUGCUUGGAUGCCCACAUAGAAGCUGUAAAGUAUCACAGCAGAAGGAAGAGACGGAGACUUCUUUGGUGCUGUGCUCUUCAGGAGAAGCUGUUUUGGUAAACUGAUAAUACAAUAUAGUUUAGUGCAGUUGGGCUUAA
Messenger RNA from Tripterygium wilfordii, 1717 nucleotides. Its product is annotated as casein kinase II subunit alpha-like. The record is from RefSeq and is a predicted model, not a curated record. Gene Ontology annotation, biological process: protein phosphorylation. Gene Ontology annotation, molecular function: protein serine/threonine kinase activity; ATP binding. Gene Ontology annotation, cellular component: cytosol; protein kinase CK2 complex; nucleus. The coding region runs from base 66 to 1346 and encodes 426 amino acids. Lineage: Eukaryota; Viridiplantae; Streptophyta; Magnoliopsida; Celastrales; Celastraceae. The transcript is spliced from 10 exons.